This is a messenger RNA of Elaeis guineensis (African oil palm), 1114 nucleotides long. RefSeq lists its product as uncharacterized. The record is from RefSeq and is a predicted model, not a curated record. NCBI's taxonomy places the organism in Eukaryota, Viridiplantae, Streptophyta, Magnoliopsida, Arecales, Arecaceae.
AAAUCAAGUGAUUCUUAGAUUUCGAUCGCAAAAGAAGAAGAAGAGGAAUAGUUGCUCUCUCCUUCUUGGCAUCCAAUUUCGGGUACGUUGUUGUAUCUUCCCCAGAUGGAUAGAAGUGUCCAGCGACUGCUGAACCGCGUGUCGCUGGCCUUCGCCACCAUUGCCACCGUCUCCCUCCUCCACAUCUACUACCACAACUCCCUCUCCUGUGCCCCCGCCGGCGACGCCGCCUACCGUCACCACCACCAGACCCUCACCCUAACACUCUCUCCCUUCCCCAAGACAUCCUGCGACGCCGCCGCCCGCGACCACAUCACCCCCGAGAAGCGUUUCGCCAAGCUCCGCUCUUCCCGCGCCUGGCGCAGCCGCGUCGACGCCUUCGCUGACCUCUUCCGCCCUCUCCACCCCCUCGGCCUCCUCUCCAACGCCUCCCACGUCCUCUGCGUCUCCGCCGGCGCCGGCCACGAGGUCGCCGCCCUCCAUGAGUCCGGCGUUGCCGACGUAACCGCCGUCGAUCUCGUCGACUUCCCUCCGCUCGUCAGCCGAUCCGACCCCCACAAUCUCCCUUUCUUCGAUAGCGUCUUCGAUCUCGGCUUCAGCGCCGGCCUCGCCGGGGCGCUCUUCCCGACCCGUUUCGUCACUGAGCUCGAGCGCACCGUCCGCCGGGGCGGCGCCACCGUCCUCGCCGUGGAUCGCUGCUCCCCAAAGGAAGUGGACGAAAUUAGGGCUUUGUUCCGGAGGUCGAGUCUCUUGGAGGUGGCCCUGUUUGAUGAGAGACAAUGGGUAAAAGCUAUAAUGGAAUUUGGAGGACAGAAGCUGAAUAUGAAUGAUGGCUUUUACACAGCAAAUUUUGUGAGGCUGCUGAUGGAGAUGAGGCAAAGGUGAUGAUUACAAUCCUGAAAUCAAUGCUAUAUAUAUCUGUAAAUAGAAUUUAAACUAGGUGGAUGAAAUGUAGAGAGUACUUGCCUACUGCAUGCCAGCACCUCUAACAGCAUUGAGACUGGUUAUGUUUAAGAAUAUUUCAGCACAUAAGUGAUAUGGUAAUUUAGGUGUAAGGCUUCAUACUUAUCAAAAUAGGAAAGGCGGUGAUUAUCAUUUCUGAGAUAGCCAGAGA